This is a messenger RNA of Parastagonospora nodorum SN15, 1173 nucleotides long. RefSeq lists its product as hypothetical. Lineage: Eukaryota; Fungi; Ascomycota; Dothideomycetes; Pleosporales; Phaeosphaeriaceae. The record is from RefSeq and is a predicted model, not a curated record. The transcript is spliced from 2 exons. The coding region runs from base 1 to 1173 and encodes 390 amino acids.
AUGCGCGGAAUUCUUCCAGCCAUCCUUGGCCUUGUCGCCUUGAGUGGAGCCCAAGCGCGAGCUCUCCCUGGAAAUGGUCCAGCCCUUGAGCAGCGAGCUGCUGAACUCGACUACACGCACUUGAGUGACUACGCACUGGACGAUGUACGCAACAAUGGUUUCGCCCAACGUUCGCCAGCGACAGCCGGCGAUCUCCUCGGGGCCGGUGAUGAGUCCAAACGCAUGCUCGCCGUUCGCGUGGCAGCGCCUCCAGCAGCCCCCAGACCCGCUACACCCCCCAAGCCCAAUCCAAACAGCAGACCUCGACUUGGUCAAUCUGGCUCCGAGGACGCGCCAGAAGAAGCAUUCAUGGCCCUUGAGCGCAGUGCCGCCAAGGAUACUUCCGAUAUUGUUAGGGCCUUGCCCUGUCGAGAUGCUAAGCGUAGCCUCGAGUACACUAAGCUUGGAAAUACAUUGAGCGGGCGAAUGUCCGGGGAUGACAAGGAUGAAGUUGGCGAAUUUAUGCAAGUUGUUGCCGCCGAAAGGGGCUAUGUGUUGAACAAAAAAAUAAAAGUGAUCUGGAUGGGUGGUAUGGCUGGUCUUAAGCUCGGAUCUCGUGGUGCUGAAGGGAAGACCGGAGACGCCGAUAUCUCAAUCCCCGAUGGCCAAGACGCAGGAUUGGUAGACAUCUUCUGGGAGGCUACUCGACGCUUUGUCGAAAAAAACACCCAAAAGUUUGAAUGGAUUAAGGUUAAUGGGGAAUUGAAGCAGGAGCCAAUCAACAUCCAUUGGGAUGAGCUUGCGCAUCCGGAAGCCAAGAGCAACCUCGCACGUUACAGCCAAGAAGUUGCAGAUACAUCGAACUUCGUUACACACCUUUUCGGGGACUGGAGAAUGCAGCUGUAUAGCAAGAUGGCCCGCAUCGCUACUCAUAUAGCCCAAGGACACGGCUUCAAAGAAAAAGAUCAACAGGACGCCAAGGUGUUUUACCAGCAAGUCAGGCAGAUGCAACAGUACAAGGGCAGAGAUCUCUCACUCGCAGACUUCCAGCGGAUGGGUAGCUUGCUUGGACCUGCGCAUGGAGCAGAACAAGCAGCAGCAAACGUUAGGAUGGCCAUGAAGGCUGUAACUGGAGACGAUAUGCCUGGCAUUGACCAGGCACUCAAGGACCAGAUUAAAGCAAAAGGAUGCUAA